Nezara viridula (southern green stink bug) is the source of this 1767-nucleotide messenger RNA. NCBI's taxonomy places the organism in Eukaryota, Metazoa, Arthropoda, Insecta, Hemiptera, Pentatomidae. The record is from the annotation of a GenBank genome assembly.
AUGGCGGAGUUAGCCGGUGUUGCUGGAGGUGGAGACAGGGAAAGAGCACCUUCACCUGCUCGCCUGGCACAUACCUCUGAGAAACAUCCCAGGGGAACACUUACUGAGUUAAAUGUUCUGCGUCGACAUAGAGAAUUGUGUGAUGUUGUUUUAAAUGUAGGAACUAGGAAAAUUUUUGCUCAUAGAGUAAUACUAUCAGCAUGCAGUCCAUAUUUCCGGGCUAUGUUUACUGGUGAAUUAGCUGAAUCUAGGCAGACAGAAGUCACUAUAAGAGACAUUGAUGAACAUGCAAUGGAAUUGUUAAUUGAUUUUUGUUAUACAUCUCAUAUUGUGGUUGAAGAAGCCAAUGUUCAAACAUUGCUCCCAGCAGCUUGCCUUCUUCAACUAGCUGAAAUUCAAGAUAUAUGCUGUGAAUUUCUCAAACGACAGCUAGAUCCAUCGAAUUGCUUAGGAAUAAGAGCAUUUGCCGAUACUCAUUCUUGCCGGGAGCUGCUGAGGAUUGCUGAUAAAUUUACGCAACACAAUUUUCAAGAGGUGAUGGAAAGUGAAGAAUUUCUUCUUUUACCUGUUGGGCAAUUGAUAGAUAUAAUUUCAAGUGAUGAACUAAAUGUUAGAUCUGAAGAACAAGUAUUUAGUGCUGUCAUGUCCUGGGUAAAAUACAACGUUUCUGAGCGGAGGCAACAUUUACCUCAGGUUUUACAACAUGUUCGACUUCCUCUGUUAAGCCCAAAAUUUUUAGUUGGCACUGUGGGAUCUGAUCUUUUGGUUAGAAGUGAUGAAGUAUGUAGAGAUCUUGUUGAUGAAGCUAAGAAUUAUCUUUUGCUUCCACAAGAACGUCCUCUCAUGCAAGGUCCUAGAACACGGCCUCGGAAACCUACCCGGAGAGGAGAAGUUUUAUUUGCUGUCGGGGGUUGGUGCAGUGGAGAUGCCAUAGCUUCCGUAGAGAGAUUUGAUCCUCAAACUGUUGAUUGGAAGAUGGUGGCACCAAUGUCCAAAAGGAGAUGUGGCGUUGGUGUAGCUGUUCUUAAUGACCUUCUUUAUGCUGUCGGUGGUCAUGAUGGACAAUCUUAUUUGAACAGUAUCGAGAGGUACGACCCACAGACCAACCAAUGGUCAUGUGAUGUGGCACCAACAACUUCUUGUAGAACAAGUGUUGGUGUUGCUGUACUUGAUGGGUUCCUCUAUGCAGUAGGGGGCCAAGAUGGUGUCCAAUGCUUAAAUCAUGUUGAAAGGUAUGACCCAAAAGAAAAUAAAUGGAGUAAAGUAGCGCCUAUGACUACUCGAAGGCUUGGAGUUGCUGUUGCUGUACUUGGUGGGUUUUUGUAUGCAAUAGGUGGAUCAGAUGGCCAAUCUCCAUUGAACUCAGUUGAGAGAUAUGAUCCUCGACAGAAUAAAUGGAUUGCUAUGGCCCCAAUGUCUACGAGGAGAAAACAUUUGGGUUGUGCUGUUUUCAACAAUUUAAUUUAUGCUGUUGGUGGAAGGGAUGAUUGUAUGGAGCUCUCUUCUGCUGAACGAUAUAGCCCUUUAUCCAACACAUGGUCCCCCAUUGUUGCAAUGACAUCUCGAAGAAGUGGGGUCGGGCUGGCAGUAGUAAAUGGCCAAUUGUAUGCUGUAGGAGGAUUUGAUGGCACUGCUUACCUAAAAACUAUUGAAGUAUAUGACCCAGAGCAAAAUCAGUGGAGGCUAUGUGGUGCAAUGAACUACAGGCGACUCGGUGGUGGAGUCGGUGUAAUGAGAGCUCCUCAAACCGAGAAUUACUUUUGGUGA